Messenger RNA from Pangasianodon hypophthalmus (striped catfish), 568 nucleotides. RefSeq names its product RNA polymerase II, I and III subunit L (gene polr2l). Gene Ontology annotation, biological process: transcription by RNA polymerase II; tRNA transcription by RNA polymerase III; transcription by RNA polymerase I. Gene Ontology annotation, molecular function: zinc ion binding; DNA-directed RNA polymerase activity; DNA binding. Lineage: Eukaryota; Metazoa; Chordata; Actinopteri; Siluriformes; Pangasiidae. Gene Ontology annotation, cellular component: RNA polymerase I complex; RNA polymerase III complex; RNA polymerase II, core complex. The record is from RefSeq and is a predicted model, not a curated record. Bases 172 to 375 code for a protein of 67 amino acids. The transcript is spliced from 3 exons.
ACUCGUUUCUUCCGGUGCCAUUUUCCGUGAGCACAGCAACCCGGAAGCGACGCAUUUUCAGCGUGUGUGUGUGUUUGUGUGUUUUCUCGUCUUUUCUCGAAGCGUGAAGAAGGUGAAGAAAGGUUUUUUGAAAGAUUUUUGCUCAUAUAGUCGGACUUGCAGAACUUCACUAUGAUCAUCCCCAUCCGCUGCUUCACCUGUGGGAAGAUUGUAGGGAACAAGUGGGAGGCUUACCUGGGUCUCCUACAGGCAGAAUACACAGAAGGAGACGCUCUGGACGCCCUGGGCUUGAAGAGGUACUGCUGUCGCAGGAUGCUGCUCUCUCACGUCGAUCUGAUCGAGAAACUGCUGAACUACGCGCCGCUGGAGAAAUAAGACUUAAAUGGCUUCAUCUCUCUCUCUCUCUCUGUGUGUGUCUCUGUCUCUAAACCGUUCUGAUUGUGUUCACUGCACUGCCUCCUGUGGCUUCCUUACUCUACUGAACACAUCCAUUCGUUACACGCACAGGACGCAGUGCAGUGCUCGUAUUUCCUCUUCUGAUGUUUUAUAAAUAAAGUAGUAAAGACGA